This is a messenger RNA of Dicentrarchus labrax (European seabass), 4964 nucleotides long. RefSeq names its product YTH domain-containing family protein 1. Lineage: Eukaryota; Metazoa; Chordata; Actinopteri; Moronidae. Gene Ontology annotation, molecular function: mRNA binding; N6-methyladenosine-containing RNA reader activity. Gene Ontology annotation, cellular component: cytoplasm. Bases 463 to 2274 code for a protein of 603 amino acids. The transcript has 6 exons. The record is from RefSeq and is a predicted model, not a curated record. Gene Ontology annotation, biological process: mRNA destabilization.
AACUGCAGCGGCGGCUCAAAGCCCGGAUGGAGCAGCCAUUGGGGAAGUGUACAGGGCUUUAACGUAACCGAGGAGGGCUAUCUCUUUCUCUCUCUCUCUCUCUCUCUCUCUGGAAUAAUAAAGACAAAGUAAAAGGCGGCCGAGGAUAGAAAUAUUCAAGAUCCGACAGAUCCACUCGGCGACACUUAACGUUAACUUGAAUACCUGCAUUAAGGACUUGACUCGGUUCGGGCACAGUAUCCGAGGCGACAGACUUGAACUGUGGAAGUUGGGAUACGUGCUACACAGCGGAAAAUAUACAGCUGAGCCUGCGCUACAACUACUAGCCCUCACGCUAAGUGGCACAACUAGCCACACAGCUAACUGUAACACAGCUGUGAACUUGCUUUCAAAUCACGGGGGCUUGAAAAUCCAGUCACAAGCCCAGGCUCUGUGAGAAUCCAGGGACUUGCUUAAUGAAUUAUGUCUGCCACAAGCAUUGACCCUCAGAGAUCAAAGGGACAAGCAUCUAAAGUGCAAAAUGGUUCACUACAUCAGAAGGAGACUGUCCAUGACAAUGACUUUGAGCCAUACCUCACUGGUCAAUCAACUCAGAACAACAGCUACCAGUCCAUCACCGACCCCUACCUGUCCAGCUACUACGCCCCCUCCAUUGGAUUUCCAUACCCCCUCAGUGAGGCUCCCUGGUCCACAGGUGGGGACCCCCCUAUUCCAUACCUGACUCCCUAUGGACCCUUGAGUAAUGGAGACCAUCACUUCAUGCCAGACACAGUGUUUGGCCAGCCGGGGGGCCUGGGAAGCAGCAUCUACCCUCACAGGUUUAACUUUUUCCCUGAAAACCCUGCCUUCUCUGCUUGGGGCACAAGUGGCUCCCAGGGCCAGCAGACUCAAAGUUCAGCUUACGGUGGCAGCUACAGCUAUCCUCCCAGCUCCCUGGGGGGCACCCUGGUGCCUGAUGGUCAGACAGGCUUUCACAGUGACACCCUCAACAAAGCCCCUGGUAUGAACAGCCUCGAGCAGGGGAUGGUUGGUUUGAAGAUCGGAGGGGAUGUCACUGGCCAGGGGUCAGGAGUCAAGGCUGUGGGAUCUGUGAUUGGUGGACCUGCGGUGGCAGCCACAGGGAACGGAGCCACACCUAUUGGAAUGCCUCCACCCAAACCCACCUCCUGGGCUGCUAUUGCCAGCAAGCCUGCCAAGCCGCAGCAGCUGAAAGCUAAAGUGAAACCAGGGAUGCCCAAUCCAGGGGGGGCUCUUCCCCCUCCACCCAUCAAACACAACAUGAACAUUGGGACCUGGGACAAGGGCCCAGUGACUAAAGUAGCCACAGCUCCACUGCAGCAACAGCAACAGCCUCUUGGCCUGCCUCAUGGUUUGCCACCUCAAGGCCCAAUGCAGCAAGGACACAUGCAGCCCCCCCCUCCCCAGUCUAUGGUGCAGCCCCAAAUGCAGCCUAUGGCCUUACAGCCCCAGCCCCCCCAUCACCAGCACCAGCACCAGCACCAUCAGCCACCACCUCAGCCCUACCAAAACCACCACGCCCAGCCUCCACAACCCCAGACCCGCUGGGUUGCCCCACGCAACCGUAACCAAGGCUACGGGCAGGGUGGCCCUGGCCAAGAUGGUAGUGGUAUGAUGGGUAUGGUUGGUGGUGGGAACAGUGGACCCCAAACUUCUGCCAGCCAGGGACCUGGUGCGGAGUCCCACCCAGUGCUGGACAAGCUGCGUGCCUCCCAUAGCUACAACCCCAAGGACUUUGAAUGGAACCUGAAGAAUGGUCGUGUUUUCAUCAUUAAGAGCUACUCCGAGGACGAUAUCCAUCGCUCCAUCAAGUACUCCAUCUGGUGCAGCACAGAGCACGGCAACAAGCGGCUGGACUCGGCCUUCCGGGCCAUGAAUGCUAAAGGCCCCGUGUAUCUGCUGUUCAGUGUCAAUGGCAGUGGUCAUUUCUGCGGUGUGGCAGAGAUGCGUUCACCAGUGGACUAUGGCACCAGUGCUGGUGUUUGGGCACAGGACAAGUGGAAGGGCAAGUUUGACGUGGACUGGUUGUUUGUAAAGGAUGUGCCUAAUAGCCAGCUGCGCCACAUCCGCCUGGAGAACAACGACAACAAGCCAGUGACCAACUCCCGUGACACCCAGGAGGUUCCUCUGGAGAAGGCAAAACAGGUGCUCAAGAUCAUCGCCACCUACAAACACACCACCUCCAUCUUUGAUGACUUCUCCCAUUAUGAGAAGAGGCAGGAAGAAGAGGAGGAGGUGCGCAAGGUAGACUUUUGAACCUCCUCAGAUACAGAACCGCUCUCGGUUGGAUCAGGAGCGACAAAACAGGAAUAAACAAUAGAAGACAUUUAUCCUUGGCUUGAUCAACAGUUACACUAGGACUUUUGAUUUAAGAGACAGAAGAAUAUGAAAAUGCAACCAAGCCCUUCAUUUUUUUUCUAUUUAAUCCUGGUGAAUCUCUGCCAUUGUCGAGACUUGUGCUUUUUUUGCCCCAUGUACCACCCACUUCUUGUGCAGGGAUAACAAGCUGAUUUAAUGUAUUACCUAGCCACCACCUCACUCUUUAGUUCAGGUUUUUUUUUUUUUUAUAUUUUUCUUCCCGUUCCAUCUCGUACUCUUCUCUCACCAGACUGGUUUUCUCUCUCCUGCCCCCCACCCCCUCCUCUUUCCAAUUGAAUCAGGGUUUGACUGCACCAUGGAGAAAAAAAAUCUGCCACUUUAUAUUUCAGUACAAUCAGGAACAGAUGUGUCCUGCCCCUGUUUGUCCAUUUGGGGGCAACAUUGCCAUGCUUCAGAGGUUUAACUGUGCCAACAGGGUUGGAGGAUCCCAAAGGCAAUGUCGGACUUGGAGCUGUGCGAUAAUAAAACUUCAAUGGUUUAUCUAUUUUUCAUUCAGAUCGACAAAAUCUCUAUUUUUUGGCUUACUACUGACAAUUUUCAUUUCAGAAACCUGUUUUCUGGAGCCUUAAUGUUUUUUUUCUAAUUAUUGGUGACUUCUCAAAAGAACUGCUCAAACAGUGACGCUGCUGGAGAAAUCAGGGAUAGUGUGAAGUCACACGGGACUCGAGACAUUUCUGAGGAGGAAUUGCAAAGGCCUCUGGGAAAGAAAUAACGGAUGUGUCCUCCACAACCAGAACUCUCACCAUUUAAGUCAAAAAUUGUACUAUUGACAUCUUUCACACCCCUCUGCUUUGCUUUCUUUUGAUGUUCGUCUUGAAGGGGUCUUUUGUAUGUUUCAUCAGGAGAUUCUGCUUGUGUACGCAACCCAGUCUGAGAGAAUUGUCGCAUCCACCAUUUUAAAUUGUUUUAUAAUCAGAAUUAUGUAAUGAUGUAACUACUACAUUGAAUGAAUUGUUGCUUUUGCAUUUUCACAAAAUGGGGGGGAGGGUUCACGUAUUUGUCCAUUCACCAUCAUUCUGUCUUAAUCCUCUGUUUUUUGUUUUUGUUUUCCUUGAAUUUGGUUUUGCUAAGUCUAUCAUGUUGGUCGUAAUGCUAAGCUUUAAUGUAGGAGCCUAUAUAUUCAUGGAGAAAGCCUAAAAAUGUAUAACCUAAAAAAUUAAUGUAACUGAUUUACUAUCAAGUAAGAAAAAAAUAAGAAUGAAAUGUGGUUUCUGUGUGUUUUUUGGUUGUUGCAAAAAUAGUUUGUUCUAGACUGAAACCAUUGAUUAUGAUACAGUGAAGUACUUUCAGGUAUGUUAAUGGGAAAAAAUUUGGAUAUUUAAAAAAAAAAAAACCCAUCACUAUUAGAUGUGUGACCAUGCCGUGGCAAGCUACAAUAUAGGAAACCUGCUAGAAAUGACACAUCCUGCAGCUUGUCUGUGAGGUGAGAGGUGAUGUUGUUUAGUCAAUGAUCCUUUAAAGGAAGAUGUCCCCCUGUUCUCAUGUCAGUCACUUCAGAGCAUUCAAAGCCAAAGUGUGGUUUAUUUGUCAGUGAUUGUUUAAGAUCAGCAGGUUCUCUCUCCUCUUCUCCUCUUGAUUAGUUUGAAACUGUCGCUUCAAUAUUGUGUGGAUUUUCAGGUUACCAUGACGCAGAGAGGAACGCUGCUAACAGCCACAGCUGUCUCUUUGAUGUAGAGGGACCUUUUCUCGUUUUGACAUGUUUGUGUAUUUGUGUGAGAGUCCAAAUCUUGCUUCAUGGUAACCUGAAUCAAAUAUUCAGAUCCCAAAUCCCAAUUUUUCUGUUUGAAAUAUUUGAACUAAAACAGAUGUUGACAGUUGCACCUGAACUCAUUCACAUUAAGAUGUUUGCUCUUUUCAGAUUCUGUGUACGCUAUAUGAUCUAUUUUGGUUCUGUCGCAACUUUACCCCGUUAUUACGUUAAGAUGGCAGAAGUGCUGCACUUUGCUGAGUUCACUUGAGUAUGAGUAUGAACCAUAUGCUUCACAUCCGUAUUUCCAGUUGCGUGAAGCCGCAUUGUAUUUUUUACUUGGCCAGUGUAAUCCCUUUUAAUCUAGAGAACUGACCUCUUAACAGGAUCCUUUCUUCUCCAUCUCGUCUCCUUUUUUGUGUUUUUUUUUUUUUUUAACCUGCACUAAUCAAUAGCUAGGUUGAUCCAAGCAAUAUGGUGAACGCCCUUCACAUGUUUGCCUUCACCUACACCGCUCUCUCCAACCAGCGUAGAGUCAGGGGGAGGUGAGAAGCUAAAGGAUGCCACCGAAGACUUGAGUCGCAGCCACAGCCGUCUUCGCCUCAGGAAGCAUGAACUGCUUGUGGUUACAGUGCAGGGCUUACAUGCACGUUAAUGAUAACUGUCAGACGAUGUUUGUUUGCAAUUGAGGGAUGUCAGGUUAGCCAUGAAAGUAUAUGUAUCAACACUACAAAAGGAUUAAUGACAUGAAAUAUUAAAUAAAAAUUGAUUAUCUUCUAGACCACAGUUGUAGUGGGCAUAACUUGUUCAAAAGAUCUAUCUUGGUUUUUCUUUAUAGAAAAAAAAAUCAAGCCUUAAUAAACUGUCCAUUCAGAAAUUA